Penicillium pulvis is the source of this 297-nucleotide messenger RNA. RefSeq lists its product as uncharacterized. The coding region runs from base 1 to 297 and encodes 98 amino acids. The transcript is spliced from 2 exons. Lineage: Eukaryota; Fungi; Ascomycota; Eurotiomycetes; Eurotiales; Aspergillaceae. The record is from RefSeq and is a predicted model, not a curated record.
AUGACUUGGAUCGUUCGUGGCUCAACCUCUACCUUCCAGCUUGGCUCCGAAAAGGAGGAAGAUGACUCUGAGGAGUACGACGACCGCUCUGAGGAUGGCUAUAGUACCGAUGAUGGCUGUAGUACCGAUGAUGACAAUAGCACCGAGGAUGGAAAUAGCACCGAGGACGGCAAUAGCAUCGAAGAUGGCGAGGAGGGCGAUGAUGUUACAAAGGCUGAGAAAUGGUGCGAGAAGGCACUGGGACCAAGCCGGAUGCGUGAACAAGAUGUUUGGGUACAGCGGCUAGCCGAAUCGUAA